UUUUGACAUCAUAUUAUUAUUUUUUUACAAUUCUCGUAACACUUAACAAUAUUUUUAGUUGUUUCUGCCAUCUAUAGAUAAUUACAUUUAUUGUUUUCCUGUGCUUUUGACUUGUACGUAAAUUGUGCGUUAACUAAUUGGUAUAGCAAUCAUGAGCUAUUCACCAUCAACACAGCCUAAUGUUACCAAGCCAGAUUGGCUAAGUCGAAUCGAAAAUAUGAAAGUCAACCGUAAAGACAUGAACAAACUUAUUAUGAACUACUUGGUGUCUGAAGGAUUCAAAGAAGCGGCCGAAAAAUUUGAACAAGAAGCUGGUAUUAGUUCUCCCCUCAAGUUAAAUACCUUGGGAAACCGGAUUAAAGUGAUAGAGUCUGUACAAUCAGGAAAAAUGCAAGAAGCCAUUACACUUAUCAAUCAAUUGUACCCUGGUCUUCUAGAUGACGAUCGUGAUUUAUACUUUCAUUUACAGCAACUGCAUCUAAUUGAACUUAUCAAAGAAGGUAAUAUUGAAGAAGCUCUUGUAUUCGCCCAAGCUAAACUAUCAGAAGUAGGAGAAGGAAAUCCUACUAUACUUACAGAACUAGAAAGAACACUUGCAUUAUUAGCAUUCGAGGAACCUCAAAAGAGCCCUUUUGCUGACCUUCUUCAAACUACACAUAGACAAAAAGUAUCUAGUGAGCUGAAUGCAGCUAUUUUGAGAUUUCACAAUCAACCAACAAUUACUCCAAAACUUUACAAUCUUAUGAAGCUAAUAAUGUGGGCACAAGAUGAGUUGGAUAGGAAAAAAGUAAAAUUCCCUCAUAUGACUGAUUUUGGUUCAGCUACAUUGGAACCUCCUAAAUGACGCACAGUUAAUGAGUACGACGACGUAUGUUGUGACUCUUUUUGGCUGUUUGAACAUAAAGAUUAAAUAUUGUUUUUUUUUUUUUAAUCUUAAUUAUUCAUAACUACUUUCCUAAUAAUAUUAUAUACAUCUUUAGGUAUGAAGCAUUAUUAUAAACAAAUUAAGAUAAACUAUACAUUUAAAUUUAUGUCUUGGAUUUUGUUAGCUAACAAAGUUUUUAAAUGUAUUUAAGAAGUAAGUUAUUAGAAUACUCAGGUUUAUUCAAUUUUAUUUGUAUAUUAUGCGACAUUUUACCAAAAAAUAUAUUGUAUAGUUUAA
Messenger RNA from Rhopalosiphum padi (bird cherry-oat aphid), 1162 nucleotides. It is a transcript of the gene Hou, whose product is annotated as glucose-induced degradation protein 8 homolog. The record is from RefSeq and is a predicted model, not a curated record. Bases 152 to 844 code for a protein of 230 amino acids. Gene Ontology annotation, molecular function: protein binding. Gene Ontology annotation, biological process: proteasome-mediated ubiquitin-dependent protein catabolic process. The transcript is spliced from 4 exons. Gene Ontology annotation, cellular component: nucleus; cytoplasm. NCBI's taxonomy places the organism in Eukaryota, Metazoa, Arthropoda, Insecta, Hemiptera, Aphididae.